GGCCGAGCCCAGCCUCCGCCGCUCGGCGGUAACCGCCCGGGGCCGGACUGCCGCGGGAGCGCGGCUCGCGGCCUCCCCCGCCGCCCGCCCCCCCCCGGCGGAGCGAACCACUGCGGCUCGCCGAGGAGGUGAGGCACCUGUCACCCGCCGGCGGCGGCGGCGGGCGGCCCCGCGGCGGGCGGCGGCGGCGGCUCGGGGCGCGUCCCGCGGCGGGGGGGGCGCGGCGGCCGCGGCGUGGCGGAGGGGCGGGCGGCGGGCGGGAGCGCGGCUGCGGCGGGGCGCGGCGGCUCUCCUCCCCCGCGCUGCCGCCGCGGGUGUGCGCGCGGAGCCGCGUCGGUGCCCCGGCCGCUGCCGUUGCCUGCAAUGGCGUUGAGGCGCCGCGGCGGUUGGUGCCUCCUGUCAGGCGGGCGGCGGCAGCAGCGGCCGUUCCCCACAGAGGCGCCGAGCCGCCGCGGGCCGGAGGAGGAGCGGGGUCAGCGCUGAGGCGGGAGGCUGUGGGAGCCCGCCGCGGCUCUCGGCUGGGUUAAAUCCGCUGUUGUUCUUGAGUGUCCUUGGUUGUGCUGCUUGGUCAGAACUGGCCGCAUGUGUUUAGAUCUUUGCCUCCAGAUCUGUCAAGUGGGGCCCUGCUGAAGGGCAGUGCCCCCUGAGAGCACUCCUCAGGCAGAAUCACAGCUGAGAGACCACUGAGAGCAGUACCUCAGAAACUAUGUAAGCUGGUUUUGCACUCCUGGAGUAAACAUGAUGAAAACGGAGUCUUCAGGAGAAAGAUCAACCCUCCGAAGUGCCUCUCCUCACAGGAACGCUUACAGAACUGAGUUCCAGGCGCUGAAAAGCACCUUUGACAAACCGAAAUCAGAUGGAGACCAGAAAGCGAAAGAGGAAGGAGAGGCCUCGCAGAGCAGGGGAAGGAAAUAUGGCUCAAAUGUCAAUAGGAUUAAGAACUUAUUUAUGCAGAUGGGCAUGGAGCCCACUGAAAGUGCUGGGGUUACCCCUAAAACCAGAGGAAAGGGUGGCCCUCCAUCACCUCAAAGACGAGUUAGGCCCAAAGAAUUUGUAGAAAAAGCUGAUGGUUCAAUUGUAAAACUGGAAUCGUCCGUCUCAGAAAGGAUCAGUAGGUUUGAUACGAUCCACGAUGGUCCUUCCUAUUCCAAGUUUACCGAAACUCGGAAGAUGUUUGAGCGAAAUGCUCAUGAAACGGGACAUUCCAAUCGCUACUCCCCAAAGAAAGAGAAAGUUGUUUCCAACGAGCUUCCUGAUGAGUGGUGCAGCGCCAAGUCUCACAGGGGCAGCACCGAUUCACUGGACAGCCUUAGCCCAAGGACAGAGACCGUCUCUCCAACCGUGAGUCAGCUCAGCGCAGUUUUUGAGAACACUGACUCACACAACGUGAUCGUUGUAGAGAAGUCGGAGAACAACGAAGAGUACUCUGUAACUGGUCACUAUCCGCUAAACCUCUCUUCCACUGUUGCAAAUAUCUCCUCCCCGGUUGCAAACCUUGAGGGUUUCAGUCCUCUGAAAGAUGCCAGCACGUGGUCUCCCCCAGCCAAACGGGGUACAGGCGGGAUGUCUGCUGAGAACUCUCAGCAGAAUAGCGUGUCUUCAGCACUGAGACAGAAGACUUCCACAGGCAAUUCAGCAGGUUCAAAAACAACCGAAGAGAUAAAGAAGGGUGCAGAGGCAGGUGCUGAUGCUGUUGAGAGCUCUGGAGCGAAUCAACAGGAACUGGUCAACGUGCUUGACAGUGAAAGAUCUAUGGACAGCUGUGCUAGGAGCAAGUCAAAAACAGAGGCAGAAGUUUUGUUGCAACAAAAGGAACAGUUGGAACAUGCAGAGGGUGUCUUGGAUAGAUCUGAAUCUUCAGAAUUACCAAGAAAUGUAGCUUCAGGUGGUGAUUUUGCCACAGAUGCAGUUUCAGAUGCUACCGAGUCCCAUUAUGAUGAGGCAAGUGAAAAAGAAGUGCAUGAAGAUGUGAAUAAUUUUCAGAGUUCCCACGUGUACAUGCACUCUGACUACAAUGUGUACCGGGUACGAUCGAGAUAUAACUCUGACUGGGGAGAGACAGGUACAGAACAGGAUGACCAGGAUGACAGUGACGAAAAUAACUGUUAUGAACCUGAUAUGGAAUAUUCUGAAAUUAAUGGAUUGCCAGAUGAAGAUGAAAUCCCAGCCAACAGGAAAAUACAAUUUAGCCGUGCUCCAAUUAAGGUUUUCAAUACAUAUUCUAAUGAAGACUAUGACAGGAGAAAUGAUGAAGUUGACCCAGUGGCUGCAUCAGCUGAAUAUGAACUCGAGAAGCGUGUGGAGAAACUGGAGCUCUUCCCAGUUGAACUAGAAAAAGAUGAAGAUGGACUUGGCAUAAGCAUUAUUGGAAUGGGAGUUGGAGCAGAUGCAGGACUCGAAAAACUGGGAAUAUUUGUCAAAACAGUAACAGAAGGUGGGGCAGCAGAAAGAGAUGGCAGGAUCCAAGUGAAUGACCAAAUUGUGGAAGUGGAUGGAAUCAGUCUGGUUGGUGUUACACAAAAUUUUGCUGCAACUGUUCUUAGAAACACCAAAGGGAAAGUCAGGUUUGUAAUCGGACGAGAAAAACCAGGACAAGUGAGUGAGGUUGCGCAGCUGAUUAGCCAAACUCUAGAACAAGAACGCCGCCAGAGAGAGCUGCUGGAGCAGCAUUAUGCACAAUAUGAUGCAGAUGAUGAUGAGACAGGGGAAUAUGCUACAGAUGAAGAAGAUGACGACAUGGGACCUGUCCUUCCAGGAGGUGACAUGGCUAUUGAAGUGUUCGAUCUCCCUGAAAAUGAUGACAUGUUCUCCCCGAGUGAUGUGGACACCAGCAAGCUUGCUCACAAAUUCAAAGAGUUGCAAAUCAAACAUGCAGUUACAGAAGCUGAAAUUCAGAAGCUGAAGACGAAGCUGCAGACUGCUGAGAAUGAGAAGGUGAGGUGGGAAUUGGAGAAGACCCAACUCCAGCAGAACAUUGAGGAGAAUAAGGAAAGGAUGAUGAAAUUAGAGAGUUAUUGGAUUGAGGCACAAACCCUGUGUCAUACAGUGAAUGAGCACCUCAAGGAGACGCAAAGCCAGUAUCAGGCUCUGGAGAAGAAAUACAACAAGGCAAAGAAAUUGAUCAAGGAUUUUCAGCAAAAAGAACUUGACUUCAUCAAACGCCAGGAAGCUGAACGAAAGAAAAUAGAAGAUCUGGAGAAAGCACAUCUUGUAGAGGUUCAAGGCUUACAAGCUCGCAUACGAGACUUGGAAUCAGAAGUUUUCAGGCUAAUGAAGCAAAAUGGGAGCCAGGUUAACAAUAACAACAACAUUUUUGAAAGGCAGACAUCUUUUGGAGAAGUUUCUAGAGGAGAUCCAGUGGAAAAUCUAGAUACUAAGCAAGUGUGCCUGGAUGGCUUAAGUCAAGAUUUCAAUGAAGCAGUGCCAGAAACGGAGAGGCUGGACUCCAAAGCUCUGAAGACUCGAGCUCAGCUUUCGGUGAAGAACAAGCGACAGAGGCCUUCUAGAACAAGGCUGUAUGAUAGCAUCAGUUCAACUGAUGGGGAGGACAGCCUUGAACGAAAGCCAUCAAACAGUUACAGUAGUCCCAUGCACAUUUCAAAAUCACCACUGCCCUUAUGUAUGAGAGCAUCCUCACCAGCAUCAGAUUCUGGUGCUUCUUCCCUCUCCCCCGUGGCUAGCAGUGCAACAGUCUCACUUGACAACCUAACUGAAAACCAAGAAGAAGGACAGCACCACAAAGGAGGUGUUCUUUCCCCACAUGCUCGGGGAGACACUCCACUUUCCUCUCCUUCAAUAUCUGGGCACAGCUCUGAAGCAUCUCCUUUGCAUCACCCAGCUGGCAGGAAUAUUAUACAGGAUAAAGAUGGUGCCACAUGUGCUCAGGCAGCAAGAACAACUAGCCCUAUUCUAGGGCAUACAGAGAAACUAAAGCGAAAACUUGCAGAUCUUGGGGCUCCCUUGAGAAGGAGUUCAAACAAGGGCAAGAAGCGGAAAGAGAAAGAAGCUAUUAGGGUGACCUACUGCAGUAGGACCAUCAGAGAGAUGUUGCAGAAAUCAGCAAACGCUAGAUCUGUAGCAGAUCGAUCCUCCUCUCUCCCACACUGUGUACCAUUCACAUGGUAUGGAGAGAGUGGCAAGGGAUCCCAUUCUUCCAGCAACCUGCCAUCAUCUGCCAGCUCAACUGAACCUUUCUCUGAAAAUAUAAGUCCAGCUAAAAAAGGGUCAAAGAAUUUCACGUUCAACGAUGAUUUCAGUCCCAGCAGCACAAGUUCAGCCGAUUUGAGUGGUUUAGGAGCAGAACCUAAACCUCCAGGUUUCUCACACUCCUUAGCACUGUCGUCAGAUGAGAGCCUGGAUAUGAUUGAUGAUGAGAUCCUUGACGAUGGCCAGUCUCCUAAGCACAGUCAGUGUCAGAGUCGCGCUGUUCAGGAGUGGAGCGUGCAGCAGGUGUCCCACUGGUUAAUGAGCCUGAACCUUGAGCAGUAUGUUUCCGAAUUCAGUGCCCAAAACAUUAACGGGGAGCAUCUCCUUCAGCUGGAUGGGAGUAAGCUCAAGGCUCUUGGUAUGACAUCUUCCCAGGACAGAGCAAUCGUUAAGAAAAAGCUGAAGGAAAUGAAAGCAUCCUUGGAAAAAGCUCGCAAAGCUCAAGAGAAAAUGGAGAAGCAAAGGGAAAAGCUUCGGAAGAAGGAACAAGAACAACUGCAGAGGAAAUCGAAGAAAACAGACAAGACUUCAUCAGAUGCAACAGAGGGCACUAAUGAGCAGUGAUAAGCAGAAGUGCUGCUGUGUUAGGAAAGUGGAGGCACUUCAAGGGAAGAGAAACUCAUAUCCACGCUGAUGCCCCUUCAGCUUUCUUGUAUUCAUUGCCCAAGAGUGUGUACAGAGAAAUGGGGCUAUACAUAGAAUGACUUGGGAAAUUUAUAUUGUGUAGUUUUAUUUUCCUGCAUAUCCAGUUCACGCUCGUUGCUGUUGCCAUGUGAAACGACCCCAGCCUCUCAGUUUGUUUUGUUGUUGUUGACAGCUAACAGAUUUCAUAUUUGUGUGGCAGUGUUCCCUUCCAAACUCCUCUUCUCUAUUGAGCUCUAUGUGUUUGGUCACUUCAGUAACCAGCAUGAUGCCAAGGAGCAUGGUCCACUGCUUCACCUCUUCUGAAUAGGAUGGCCAGUCAAAACGAUUGGUGAACGUUGCUUCAGCUGGGUAAAAGGAGUUGUGCUCUGUCUGAUAAGAGUUGACUUAACUUUCUAACUGGAAGUUCAGCUUCUUUACAGUGGUUGGAUACUCAGUUCCAUCUACUGGAGUAAGAUUCGUCUUGUGUCAGUACCUUGAAGCGACACUGCUCUGGAAACACAACUGUUCAGUAACUUCUUAUACACUGGAGAUAAAGACAGGAGAGUCGAUAUUCCGCCUGGGUAAAAGACAGGAGGUGAAACUCUUUCUGUUAACUGUACAAUAGUUAAUCCAGGAAGGAGGCAAAGCCUUAAAUGAUUAUGUGGGUUUACACAGAAAUCUGGGGAUAACAUUUAUCCUUUAGAUAUCUGAGCAAGGAUGAAUUUCUAACUAGAGCACAGCGUAUAUAUCUGUAUAAAUUUCAUUGUGCUCCCAGUGUGUAGGCAACUUUCUUAUAGCACACUCCGCUUUCUUUUUCAUGUGUUUUGAAUGGGAAACUGGGCUUAUUUUGUUUCAGGUUUGUCUUUUUCCAGAAAAAACACCACAUCUUCAGAUUCAUUCUCCAACAAGCAUUGGGAGAAUAAGCUUUGUGCUGUGCUGUUAUGAAGCUGUUGUUGGAAAUUAUUAUCAAAUGAGUCAGCUGAAGAUACUCAGUUUUUACAAAAGUGCACUUUAAAAAGAGGAAGACGAGGGAUUCUGGUUAAAAUUAAAUGUAGUACAUUGCUGUUAAGAUCAAUGCUGCCAUGGAGGUGAUGGUCCAAAGCUGCCAUAUAUUAACUGUUUUGAUUGAUGUGUUUAAAGAAUAUCCCCACCAAAACCUGAAUUUUUGGGCAUAGGCUGUAGAAUGUUUUGAUGGCUUAUCAUAUUACAUCCUUCAGAGAUUCCUGUUUUCCUGGUUUAUGAGGCCAUUGGUGAAGCCUGCUGUGUAGUUUUGGCUAUGACAGAAGCAGUGUAUAGCUCGCACUGCAUGGAGUUACUGCCUCUUAAGAGCAGCAUUAAAACACUCAGUAUUUCUUCAAAAGAAUAGACAGACAACAUAGACAACAGGCAAAUAUCCACAAUGAGAAGCUAGAGGUAUUAGCUUACUGCUUUAUAGUGGAAGCUAACUACAUCACAGCAUUUACAGUUGAGAAUAUAGUCACCUCCCUUUCAUGCAUCCUGGAAGUUGCAGCCUUCAUCUAGUCAUGCCGAUGCUUAAAUUGUUUAAGAUGUUGAUGCAAAGUUAGAAUCUUGAACUUAAAAGUUUGCCAGACUAAAAAAUGCAAAUACUAAAUUCUUUUGAAGAAAAUCUUUGGUUUAGUUUGUCUUGGCUUCUCUUUUGCUCUGUACUUUAUGGCAUUCAGAUUCGUGUCUGUAAAGUUCUCUGAAGCUCAGAUUCGAAACAGUUGGGGUGCAAUGUUUAUAGUUAAGUUUCUUUUGAUCCUAAUAAUUUCUUUGAUGUCUAAAAUGGUCUGUAAACUGAGAGAGCCUAGUUCAUUCAAAAUUAAUACACAACAGAUCUACUUAACAUUAGCUUUAUUUUUUCUUCCAAAUCCAAUUUUUGCAAGUUUCUGAUGUAUAUUUUAUUCAGAUCUAAAAAUUAAAUUGCCAGAAAAGAUAACUUCCUGAUAUUUCUAAGGCUUAUGAUAUUUUUCUUGAGAUAGAGCGCCAGCAAAAAAGUAUCCCUGCUAACAAGAAUUUCACAUUGCAAUGAAUCUCUGCACUCUGUAGGAGAAAAAUAAUACAACUAUUUAAUAGCCUUGUAAAACUAGCAUUCUGUUAUUUUAGGAGGUUAUCAAUUUAUAUUUGAGUAAGAGAACUUAUCUGGAAGAAACUGGAAAUCUAAUAUUUUAAGUACAAUGUUGAUAAAUGCAUUCAAUGGUGAUUUUCUUUGUAAAUUAUGUUUACAUUGUUGUAACGUUUAAGUGGUCAUGUAUAGUAAUCUAAGAUGGUGACCCUGGUUUAUGUUCUUUGUUUUCUUAGAAACCUGAGCAGACUGCCUGGCAUUAUAUAUUCAGUUUUCAUUCUUGAUGCUUAGAACAGCGCCUACUUAAUCUCUUUGUAAAUCAUGUUCUUCCUCUGCAGAAUAAGUAAUUUGACUUAAGUCCUUUAAGUAUUCAGGGGGUUUUAACUGUGUUGUGGUAAUUUUAUUUGAUUAUUCUCAGACUUAAAAAAAACCCCAAACAACAAAAACCUAACUAACUUAAAAAAACCCAAACCCUAGUGGCUUAAAUUUAAAAUAAAACCAUAAAAUGCAUUUGGACCAACACAUAAACUAAGCAAGCCAAGCAGUGUCAGGAGUUUUGCUAUUCUUUCUGUGAUAAAAGAGAUUCAUGUGGUUCCUUUUAUUAAGUAUUGUAACUCAUUGUUGGGAUGUGCAGAAGUGUCACUGGAUAACAGAUGCAAAGCUCACUUUGAAACUCUUGUUACUGUUCUGUAGGACCUUUAAAGUUGUGUUGCAUUUUUCCCCUUUGUAUUGUGUAAUGACAUAUAUGAAACAAAAUAUGUGGAUGUCUCAUCAUUCUUAACUUCAACUUUUGGUAAACCACUGUUAAGUCAGACUAAUGCGGGGUUUCGAUGUAAUAAGAAGAAACAAAUAUUCCAUACUAAAUGACUGGAAAGACUUUCUCUUUUGGCUCACCUGCAAAUGUAACUGUUGCCUACUUUUGUGUAUUUAUUUGUGGAGCUAAAGCAAUUUUGAGUAUGCUGGCUUGCCUGGCCACCUUUAAGCUGCUGUGCAGGAGCUGUGGUGUUUCCAUGUGUGUCUGUGUCAUCUUUUACACCCAGGUGAGCACAGGAAGUUAACUCCUCGCUGGUUACAGUGGCAGGCCAGUUCUGUAAGCUCUAGUUCUGCCCAUUGCUGUGGUGUUGCCAGGUUGUGAAUAUAUUGAGCUUCUGAAACGGUGAAGAAAGAAGAGUUAGCAAAAAUGGAACUCUGAAAAAUAGCAAAUAGAAGAUAAAACACUGCAGGUUACUUUAGACCUAAAAAUUGUAGCGUUUAUACUGAAAUUGUGGAGAGAGUGGUGGCUCCUUGCUCUGUCCAAGUUAGCCAGACAUACUGACAUUACUCGCUUCCAGCUUGUAUUUUCCCAUGCAGCGGGUGCUGCACCUAUGUGACUUCCAUGUUAAAACUCCCAAUUCGGUUUCAGUCAGCCCAAGCAGGUCGGGACCAGGGUGUGAGGAAGUAGCUGAACCUGUUCAUUGCAGUGCACAGAGUAUUGCCCACUGUUGCAAAGGCAUCUACUGUGCCAUGACUGUGGUCUGUUGCAGGGAUACCACAAGAAUCGAGCUGUUACUAGAAUUACAGAGCAGCUUUCCUCUGAAGCUUGCCAGUCCUCAGCUUUCAUUGACAUUCAGAAGUGCUCGACACUGGGCAUCGGGUUCCUCAUACUUCAUUGCUUCCGUCAAAGCCUCCUGUCCUCCUGAGCUGCGCUGCUAUCACCUCCUGGCUCACAAGUAAGAGAUGGGAAAUGUGUGAUUUCUGAGAAUGAAUUGAGUUACACUUUUAAGUCAGAGAAAGAAAUGCCACUCUUGUUAAUAGUGCAGAAUCCAGUUCUACAGUAGAAAGGAAAAGGAUCAUAAUUUAGUUGGGUACAACCAAGAAGUACCAUUCCAGGUACCAACACUGAAAAUCAGAAGGAAAGAUUUGCACAGAUACAGCUGUAGUUCUUUACAGCAUUUGCACUGCAGUCUGUACCGUUUCUCAGUGCUGAAAUUUAGGGGAAGUUUACCAGGAUUAAGUCUUGUGUUGAUUUCUCAGCCGUGUGUUUACAGAGAGAAAAUACUGUCAAGGCAAGAGUAAACCCUGAUCUUGCUCUUUUUAGGUGUGGCCUUGUCCCCUGCAGUAUCAUCAAGCUAAAUGAUAGAAGGGCUGGAGGCUUUUUAUAGCACUUCCAUCAUUCUGUGCUCUCCCUCACUUGAAAACCUCACGAAAGCUAUGUCAUGGUCUAAAACACUGAAAAAACAGACAUUUGAAAAAGCAGCACAUAUUUAAUUAAGUUGUAAGUCUUUUUAACAGUCGAAAUGAGCAGAGUGCACAGAGCAGUUAGUUGGUGUUGGCUUAGUUUUAUUAAAUUAGUAAUUGAAAAUAAUGAAAUCAAUUAGGCUUUCUAGAAAUCUUUAAGUGAUAUGUGGCUUGAUUCCCUCUUUAAAUAACUAUGUAUGAUUUUGUGUGUCUGCGCACAUAGGUACGUACAUGGAUAUUCACACAGAUUCCCACUGCAUUAGUAGCAGUUAGCACAUGGGCAGCUGUGUGUCAUGGGGGCCAUAGGCACACAGUCUGUGCAGGACAAGGACGGCCCUGGGACCAUCUGCAAUCUUGGAGGAGCAAGGCACUACCCCUCAGAAUCGCCAUUGUUCUCACCCCUGUGUGUGCUGGUAGCUUUGCUCACUUGUGGGGUUUUAUGUAUUUUGCAUAUUAGAGGAUUUUAAAUGUUUGCUAAGAGCACAUACAGCAUGGUUCUCCACAGGUCCUUCUGUGUGUUGGCUUUGGGUUGAUUUUUCAGGGUGGGAGGUUGGCAGGACUGAUUUAUUGGAGCAUCAGUAUUCUAGGAAGGAAACCUUUUUUUAUAUUUUAAGCCCUAACUUUGAUUUCUGUUGGAGCUCUUUCAGCAGCUCGUUUUUGAACAGGAUUGUGAGUGACAUCUGAGGUGACUUACCCAUUCACCACAGUGGAGUGUGGGUCAUAUGCACAUCACACAGUCCCUCUUGUUAACCUCCUGUAUGGAUCUUGCUGCACUUUUUCCAGCUGUAAAACUGAUUUUUCAAAGCUGUGACACCUUAGUCAUGACAUUGAGCCCUCCAGUCCCUCAUUAUAAAAUGAGUUUUCUGUUACUAACCAGCAGUACUAACUGGUACUUUUGCUGUCGGCAUUAAGUGAUGGUUUAAAAAAUGUGCAUCUUGUUGCAAGGCUUGGCGGUGGUGCCUAGAGCUGCCUGUUACUUUGGGAAGUUUGGACUGUGUUAAGAACAAGCCGUAGUUAUGCUGAGUUUGACUGCUUCCAGAGUGGGGUGAGGAGGGCUCGCAGCUCCUGAGCUUGGGUCCAACCCACAUAAUCCAGGACCAUCAGCCUCCUGCCAGGUUUUCAGUGGGACCUUUGACACCAGUGGAAGCAGGUUCAGGUCCUGGUGCAGAAGCAUCUGAAGGAAGGGGGAUCCCAGAGUACUAGACAUAAGGAGCCAGCAGCCCAUUUGGAAGUGGGGAGUGCACAGUGAACCUCUUCUGAGUAUACUUUCCCAUACACACCAUCUGAACAACUGCUUUCAUAUUUUCCAGUCACGUUGCAGUGGUAACUCACUGGUCACUGACAAGUGUUAGACAUAUUGCUAGAAGACCAGGCAGCUAAAAGACUCACAUGCACUGUGCUCACUGUAAAAAUUGGCUUCUUUUACAUUGUUUCUUUUUAUCUGGUUGAAGAGGUGGUUGCACUGCAGAUUUUUUCCUUUUUCUUUUAAUUUUUUUUUUAAGAGGUCAAAUGUAUAGACGUGCAUGUUAUCCUGAACUUUUUCUUUGUACAUCUUGGUGUCUGAUCAUCUGCAUGGAAGACAGUAGUGCCAUGUCUGAGCUUGUUCUCUUGUGCUUGGUUGAUAUGAACUUCUCUAGAUUGUUGCGUUUUCCCCAAAAUAACUUUGGUUAAUAUUUAGUUAUUGGGACACAUAAAAUAAAACCAUCAUGGUGGCCCUUUGUUUUCUUACAGUUUAAAUACAAACAACAAAGCCUUGUGGUUUCAAGUUAAUUUGUUAGUGUAAAUAAAUUUCUUGCCAAUGAGUAUUGUUGUUAGACAACGAAUGCAAUAAAAUGAGAAAUCCGGAAUCUUUAUUA
Molecule: messenger RNA, 10968 nt
Organism: Strigops habroptila (Kakapo)
Lineage: Eukaryota; Metazoa; Chordata; Aves; Psittaciformes; Psittacidae
Gene: PPP1R9A
Product: protein phosphatase 1 regulatory subunit 9A
Exons: 20
Coding region: 739-4770 (1343 amino acids)
Biological process (GO): neuron projection development; calcium-mediated signaling; actin filament organization
Cellular component (GO): postsynaptic density; dendrite; actin cytoskeleton
Molecular function (GO): actin filament binding
Source: RefSeq, a predicted model, not a curated record